ACAUGUCAUUGUGAGAGAUGGCCAGAGAGAAAGGCUCGUGGUGUUGGUAUUUAGUGUGGUUCACUCUGCUUCGAACGGAUGCAGUUCUCAGUAAUCAAUUUCAGAACAAAUCCUGUAGUCCAUCUCGGUGCGGCAUUAUCACAAAUAUCUCAUAUCCAUUUCGACUACGAGAUGACCCACCCUCCUGCGGCGACCUCAAAUUCGAGUUAGCCUGCGAAAACAACGUCACUCUCCUUCAUCUGUACAAUGGAGCAUACAGAGUGCUGGGAAUCAACUACGAAAACUUCACAAUCCGACUCGUAGAUCCUGGCAUUCAGGAGGGCGAUUGCUCCUCCCUUCCUCGUUAUUUCCUAUCCCAAUCCAAUUUCAGCUCCUUCGACGACUUUGCCUGUAUCGAUCACCCUGAAUCAGAAACUAUAUUCAAACACAUGGUGUACAUGAAGUGCAGCGAUCCAGUUAGGGAUGACGCGGCGUACGUGGAUACGUCUCCCUGCGUGAGUUGGGAGUCCAGAGAAAAAGGAGAAGGCCAUGUGUAUGCUGUUGCUGGAGACUUACUGGGUAAGGACUGGAAAUCAGGGUGUCGAGUGAAACUUGUGGCCGCCAUUAGCUCAGAUUGGGACUCAUUAUUGCUACGCGGAGGAGCCAAGUCCUAUUCCGAUAUCCACAGCGUGCUUUCCUAUGGAUUUGAAGUUUCUUGGGUGAACUGGUUUCACCACGGUUGUGAGGCUAUUUCUUGUUUCGAUUACGAUAGUUGCAGUUUCCACCGUGAUGCUCAAACUUUCCAUUUUUGGAUAUGGUGUUUGAAAAUGGACCAACUUUGA
Neltuma alba is the source of this 821-nucleotide messenger RNA. RefSeq lists its product as uncharacterized. Lineage: Eukaryota; Viridiplantae; Streptophyta; Magnoliopsida; Fabales; Fabaceae. Gene Ontology annotation, molecular function: polysaccharide binding. The transcript has 2 exons. Bases 18 to 821 code for a protein of 267 amino acids. The record is from RefSeq and is a predicted model, not a curated record.